This is a messenger RNA of Rhododendron vialii, 992 nucleotides long. RefSeq lists its product as uncharacterized. The transcript has a single exon. The coding region runs from base 33 to 881 and encodes 282 amino acids. The record is from RefSeq and is a predicted model, not a curated record. NCBI's taxonomy places the organism in Eukaryota, Viridiplantae, Streptophyta, Magnoliopsida, Ericales, Ericaceae.
GUUCCUCCACUCCCUAAUAAGGUCAUACCCCAAUGGAGUCCCCAAAACUAUUUUUAGUAAUCUUACUAACUUUUGCUAGUUCUUUUGAUGCAGCAUUGGACCCGAAAAAUCCACCGGUCACUUACACUUGUGACAACUAUCCAGAAAUUUGUCAGGUGAAGGGAAGCGUUAAGAAUCACUGUUGCGAGAAGGCAUGUGUGGACGUCAAGACGGACCUGCUCAACUGCGGAGCGUGCGGGCAUAAGUGCGGGUACGGUGAGCUCUGUUGCGAUGGGGAUUGCAUUAGUGUCAUGACGAAUCGAAAAAAUUGCGGGAUGUGCGGCAACAAGUGCAAGGACAAGGAGAGGUGUUGUAAUGGGAAAUGCGUUAAUAAGAGGACGGACCCGUUGAACUGUGGGAAGUGCGGGCAUAAGUGCGGGUACGGCGAGAUCUGUUGUGAAGGGCAUUGCAUUAAUGUCAUGACGGAUAAGAAAAACUGUGGGAUGUGUGACAAUAAGUGCAAGGACAAGGAGAUGUGUUGUAACGGGAAAUGCGUUAAUAAGAAGACGGACCCGUUGAACUGUGGGAAGUGCGGGCAUAAGUGCGGGUACGGCGAGAUCUGUUGUGAAGGGCAUUGCAUUAAUGUCAUGACGGAUAAGGAAAACUGCGGGAUGUGCGACAAUGAGUGCAAGGACAAGGAGAUGUGUUGUAACGGAAAAUGCCUUAAUAAGAGGACGGACCCGUUGAACUGCGGGACAUGCGGGCAUAAGUGCGAGCAAAAUGAGAGCUGUUGUAAAAGCAAGUGUGUGAAUUUGAAUACUAAUAAGAAGCACUGUGGUGGGUGCGAUAAGAAGUGCAAAAAAGACGACGUUUGCGAGUUUGGGAUGUGCAAUUAUGCAUGAUCAAUGUUUAAUCCAAAGUUGGGGGAUGUUACAAUAAAAAAAUUAUACAUAAUAAAUGUACUGUUGCAUGUUUUGCUUUGUAAUUGGAGCCAUAGUGUAUUUUUUUUUUUU